Messenger RNA from Cloeon dipterum, 6857 nucleotides. RefSeq lists its product as uncharacterized. The record is from RefSeq and is a predicted model, not a curated record. The transcript has 32 exons. The coding region runs from base 249 to 6590 and encodes 2113 amino acids. Lineage: Eukaryota; Metazoa; Arthropoda; Insecta; Ephemeroptera; Baetidae.
UCUCUAUCGCGUGUGUGUGAGUGCGUGCGUGCGUGAGUAAAAAAAGGAAAGGCAGCCGCAAAAGUGCAUGGCCUGAAGACGCAUGUGUCGCCCUGAUCGUGGACAGCAGCUGCCCUUCUGCCCUACAGCCCGCGGACCCGAGACCGGCGGCCUCGGGCAUUUUGGCCGCCGCCCGCCACAUGCGCUCCUCCACUCCGCAGACAUGCUCCCCCACUGCUAAAAACAGAAAUUUUUGAAGAGAAGUGAAGAUGCACUCGUCAUUCAUCAAGACCAAGGGCGGCGACCCGCUGUGCCCGCUGGGCUUCCACCCGCAGGUGCGCUGGCCGACGCGCUGCAAACGCUGCUUCAGGGACUACAAGGAGCACGGCGGCAACCGGAAGGACGACUCGUCGUCGUUGGCGUCGCUGCGGCGCGACGGGGUGACGACGGCGUCGACGCCGGCCCUGUCGUCCUGGUCGUCGCAGCCGGCCGUGCGAUCGAGAGAAAGCAGCACGAGCAGCAGCGGCUUCAGCUCGUCCUUCGAGUCGGACAGCGCGCGGACCAGGGCAACCAGUGCGUCGUCCAGCGACCUGAGCAAGUCGGUCGACUCGACCGACAUUUCCGUGACGCUGCCGAGACGGGCCGCCGCCUCAUGGACCAGCACGCCCGAUCUCAAGAACAUGGACGAGGAGACCACCUCGGUCACCAUCAGGAUGCCCAGGGUCCGCACCAGGGCCGCCGUAGCCGCGGCGGCGCAUCAGGAGACGCCCAAGGAGGAACCAAAAGCAGCAGAAAAAGAACCAGACUACAGAUCGGCCCACUACACAUUCAGACGCCGCACCCUGGACCUGACGAAAACCGAGUCGACGGAGAAGAAACCCGAACUGACGAGUUCUGCGAGCGUCGACUCGUCGGACCGGCCCAGGGUGAGACGAGCCCUGACGCAACCCUUGGUGGAGGAACCGCCAGUUGGGGCCAGAAAACGCGUUUCCGCCCCCGAACCGGCAGCUCCGCCACCCAAAUCGGUCUCCAGCAACAAAGCAGAUUUGGACUUUAUGAUGAAGGUGAAAUCGUCGUCCGCGGCGAAAAAGACUGACCUGACGACGCUGGCGGUGCCCAGUGCGAAGGGGCGCGAGAAGAAGACUAGCAGCAGCAGCAGCAGCGACGACGAAACCGACGAGUCGGACGAUUCCAGCAGCGUCGCCUGCACCGAAACCACCGAGACCACCAUCAUCGACCGCAGCAACGACGAUGAAGUCGCCGAGCUGAAACGCGAGCUGGACACGUGGAAGGCACGCUGCGAGAAGGCCGAGAGGGAAAAGAGCGACAUUCUGCUCAGGAGACUCGGCGGAACCAGGGAAACGGCCCCUUCGGGUGCCGAAGCGUUGAAACUCCAACAGAGAGUCAAUGAGCUUCAGCAAGCUGCCGAGGACUUGCGUGACGAGCGGAAGAGUCUGUCGCUGCGGGUGAAAGAGCUGGAGGAGGAAAACGAGUCUGCAACCUCUCGAGAACCGGAAAUGCGGCGGACAAUCGAGGAUCUGCGCAACAAACUGUCGGCGGCGGAGACGCUGUGCGAGGAGCUGAUGGACGAAAACGAGGAGAUCAAAAAGGAAAUCCGCGACCUCGAGGAGGAGAUCGACGAGAUGCAGGACAACUUCCGCGAGGAGCAGGCCGACGAGUACACGUCGCUGAAGAAAGAGCUCGAGCAGACGGCCAAAAACUGCCGCAUUUUGCAGUUCAAACUGCGCAAGGCCGAGAGGAAGGCCGAGUCGCUCGAAGCGACCAAACUCGAGCUCGAACGCCAGCUUGGCGACAAGGGCGGAAACGUCCAGUCCAUGGAAAAGAUUCGGCAGUUGGAAAAAGACUUGAAGCUACAAUCCGAAGUUUCCGAGCGUCUACAGAAAGAGACGGAGGAUUUGAAGGCUCAGUUGGCCAGGGAGAAGUUGAAAUCGGCAGCCAGCAACAAAUUGGCGCCACCUGCCGCCGAGCCAGCCAAGAAACGAACCCCCAUGCUCGGAAAGUCUGCUUCCGGAGAGACGGUCACGAGAGCGUCUCUGACGCGAGGAGGCUCUCAGGAUGACCCUGUGCAGCUGCUGCGGGACCUGCAGGACGCCAUGGAGAGGGAGGCUGACAUGCGCGAGCAACUCCGAUUCGCUGAGGAGGAGGGCCAGAACAUGCGCAAGAAAUGCUCCAGAUUGGAGGAUGAUAACGAUUCUCUAGCCAUGCAACUCAAGAAAAUGGCUAUGAAGGCUAGAAGGCGUCCGAGUCCGAGCCCUGGCCGCCUGUCCACCCCGGAGCCGCUGCUGCACGAGAAGGACGAGGGCAUCGCCGAGGACGACGACCCCUCCGAGCUGCGCCUGCAACUCGAACUGAACGAGCAGGAGGCGGCCGUGUUGCGCAGGAAGGUCGAGGAAUUGGAGAAGCUCAACGAGAGUAAUCAGAGGAAGAUGAAGGAGCUGCAGGAAAAGGCCAAGGCUGCGUCCACGCCCACCUCCCCCAGGACUGUCAGGAGCGACCUCAGACCCGCCACCAGUUCUGCAGCCGUGCUUGAAAAGAAAAUAUCGGUUUUGGAGGAAGAAUCGUCCGAACUGAGGAAGAAGCUGAUCGAGAAGGAGCGAGACUACGAGCGGCUGCAGACCGAGCUGACCCUGGCCCACAAAAGGAGCAAGACGAGCGCCCGCAGUCGCUCCCUGGACAGCAACGAGCAGGCCCUCGACCUCAAACGGCAGCUGCAGGUGAUCGAGGCCGAGGCGAACGUUCUUCGCUCCAAAACGCAAGAUUUGGAGGCCGAGAACGAAAAGCUGAGCACCGAAAACAAAAAACUGUCGAUCAAAGCGGCGCGGGGAGCCACCCCUGCCAAGGAUCCAUCCGAAGGGAAGGAGCUGAAAGAAAAGGUCGUUAUUUUGGAGAGAGAAUUGGCCGAGCUGCGGAGCAAGGAGAAGAAGCCGGCGGUGCUGGCGCCGAACGCGGCGGCCGUCGAGGUGGAGCGGCUCAAAAACCAACUGACCAAAGUGGAAAAGGAGAACGAGCGGCUGAAGGAAGGGGGCGCCCGCCUCAGGACCAGGACGCCCAAGCGGCCCACGGACCUCACCACCAAACUGCAGAUGAAGAAAAUGGUCGACGAGCUGGAACUCGAGGUUGCAGAGCUGCUCGCCGGGCUCAGCAAGGCGCAGGAGGGAAAAGCCGACGCAUCCGAAAAGCAAACGGCGGCGGCCGGCAAGGAAUUGGAGGAAAUACAGAAGGAGAGGGACAGUCUGAAGGCAGAGCUGGCCAAGACCAAGGAGUCGCUGCAAAAGGACAAGAUGAAGUCCGACACGGACUUGAAGAAAUUAAAGUCGGAUGUUGUUAAGAGCAAGGAGGAGGUUGCGAAGCUCCAGGCUGAAAAUAAAUCGAUGAAGGAAAGCUUGGAAAGCCUCAAAACUAGCCAAGAGUCAGCAAAGAAGACGCAGGAGGAAAAAGCACAGGUUCUAUCGGAAUUGGAGGAGGCGAAGGCGUUGGCGUCGGCGUUCCAGCGGGAAAGCGAGGAGAAAAUCAAGGAGGAAGGCAAGAAGAACGAGGCCGAGCGGGCGAAACUGCAGAAAGAGCUGGCGGAAAAGACGAAAAAACUAAUGGAGGCGGAGAAAAAGGCCAAGGAGACCGACGAGAAGCUGAAGAAGGCCGAGAAAAUCCUCAGCGGCAAGAAGGACAAGCUGGCCAAGGCUGAAAAAGAUCUGGAAGCCGAACGGGAAAAAGUGAAACAGAGCGAAAGCACGCAGAAAGAAGUGGCGGUCGGUUGGCUGCGCGAGCGCGACGAGCUCAAAGCAAACGCCACCGAAAUGUCCCGAAAGGUCGAACAACUGCAGGAGCAGUUGUCCGGACGCGUCCGAGAGGUCGAAACUCUGGAAAACAGCCUGGUAAGCGAGCGGGAGCGAGUGUCCGAGCUGAUGAGCUCGAGCGAGUCUUCGAAGCGAGCGAGCACCGCCGCCGUCGAGAAACAGUUGGAGGCGGCCCGCGAAGAAUUGGCCGCCGCCAAGACCAGGGCGGCCGAAAUCUCCAGCCAGCUCGAAAAGGCCGAGAAAGCCAAAAAGGAAGCUGAUGAUAAGGCUAAAAAGGAAAUCUCAGAUCUGCAGAAAAAACUAAGCGACACUGAGAGUGGCAGGUCAACCGAAGUGAAGAAAUUGGAGCUGCAGGUGAAAGAGAAGGAGCAAGAGGUGCGGUCGCUCAACAACCAGCUCAAAUCUGCCCAGCAGGACAGCGGCGCCUCCAGCAAGAAAAUUUCCGAGCUGCAAGACGAGUUCGGAAAGAAAAUUAAAGAGUUGGAGAAAGAUUUGGCGGAGGAAAGACACGAAUACGAGGACCUGACGGUGCGUUACGAGCAGUUGGAGACGGAGCACGUGGUGACCAAGGCGCAGCUGACGAUGGACAGGGAGAAGGCCGAGGGCAGCGUCGACAUGGCGCAUAGAGAACUGACCACCUUGGAGAGGGAGCUGCAGACCCUGAGGGAGACCUACAACGCCAAGCAGGAUGAGUGGAUCAAGGAGAAACUCGACAUGCAGGCGUUGGUGAGGGACUUGGAGGACAAGGUGCAGCGCAGCGGCGGCGAGUCUCUGGACAACAAGCGUCUGAAGGCGCAGCUGGACGAGAAGACGACCGACUUUGACAAGACGAAGCACGAGCUCGACGUCAUGACCGACCAAAACUCGAAUUUGCGCAAGGAGGCCGACGAUUUGCGGCGCAAACUCGAGGACUACGAGCGCGUGGCCAAGAUCCAGAGGAACAUGACCGCGGACUCGGCGGCGCUCGACAAGGAAAUCAAACAGCUCAAGAGCAAAAUGGCGGCGGAGGAGAAGUCUCACAAGGCGGAGGUGGCCCAAUUGAAGCUGCGAUACGACAGCAGAGUUGCUCUGAUCAGCGAGGAAAUGCAGACGCUGCAGAACCAGGUGUCCAAGUUCAAGAAAGAGCGGGAUUCUCAAAGGCAUAUGCUGGAAGCAGCUCAAAAAACGAUCGGCGAACUGAAAGCCUCAGGAAAAUCCUUGUCGACUUCCGCGUCCCACAUGGAGCCUGGAGAUGAGUCUGAAGAAACCCGCACUAAAGUGGCCUCUCUGGAGCAGUCCCUCGCGUGCAUGGAGGACGAAUUGUCCGACGCGAGGCUCGAGGCGUCCAAGCUGAAAACGGAACUGGUGUCCGAACGCUCCGCCUGGGAGGUGAAAAUCAGCGAAAUGCAGUCUCGACUCAAUGAGUUUGAAGAGGACCGGUUGAUCAGUUCGGGAAGGACGAAAAUUCCUGGAAUGCGGACGCGAAUCGAGCUGGCGUGGCAGAAGGAGCGCGACGAGCAGCACCGUUUGCUGCAGGAAACGUCCACCCUGGCGCGCGACCUUCGGCAGACGCUCUUCGAGGUGGAAAGGGAGAGGGACAAGGAGCGGCUCGAGUCGAAACGGAAGAUCGACCAGAUCAAAAGGUCCAUGGAGGAGGAAUUGGAAGAAAACAGAAAGAAAAUCACAGAGAUGCAGUACGAUUUGUUGGAGUUGCGCGACGCGCACGCCAAGGUGCGCACGACGAACGAGAAGCUGCGUCGGGAGCGCGAGCGUCACGAGAAGGAGCGCGACGAGAACAGACAGAUGACGAACGCCAGGAAGCGGCAGGACGCCGACGAGGAGCGAAAGGUCAACGCCCUGCUCGAGCAGGUCGACGAACUCAUGCGGCUCGCCCCUGACCUCUUCCCCCAGAGGGACGCAGGGGGUGGUUCCUCCCUCCUGCCCAAGGCGCCAAACAGGAGCAGCAGAACCAAUCUGUCUCGGGAACCUUCCCCUGCAACCGGAGGACGAGAAGCGUCUGUGGGAGUGGAGGACCGGAAACAGCUGCUGCAGUCGACCCUUUCCAGACUGACGGAGGCGACCUCCGAGCUGCGAAGACACCAGAGGCUCGGCGAGGACGAAAAAGACAGGGAACGAGCUCGCAGGACCCUUGGAUUCAGAAGAGCCGCGUCAACGGAGGCUGAUGCGCCCGAAGAGUCGAAAAAGGGCAAGGCGAACGGCUCAGGGAAGAAGGGUCUUUUCCGGAAGUCGCUCUCACUCGAGCAGACGGGUGGAAUGGCACAAGACCAGAAAAUCUGGAAGGGCGAGGGCGGCAGCAACAGCAGUCUGGACGUGGGCUCCGAGGUGUCGCUGGAUUCGCGAUUCCUCAACAUGCCACGCAGAGAGGUCAGUCUGGACAGGCUGUCCACCGACUCGACGCAGAGCGACAUCGUGCAGGACAAGAAGAAGAAGGGCUUCUUCGGCAAGCUCAAGAAGCUCGCCAGCUCCAGAAGCAUCGACAACGACGCCGACCGUCAGCAGACUGGUGGUGGAUCGUUAGGCGGUUCUGGAUCUGACAUUAGCGUCGACAUUUCCACUGCAGAUUCAGGCAAAAAAGACAAAAAGGGCAAACUGAUGGGCCUCUUCAAGAAAGGCUCGGCAAGAAGCUCCAGCGUGGAGAAGAGUGGUGGGGCGGCGGAGGACUCGAUGGCGGGCAGCACGGACUCGCUGCAGCGGCCGCUGCGUGCGUCGAGCGCGUCGCGGCCCCUGGCGCCGUCGAGCGCGGCGCCAGCGACGCCCGCGACGCCGGCGCCGACCGCCAAGCGCUACGUGCGUUAGCUGUGCUCUCCCUGUUGUCAAAAAACUGUCUCUGUUUGCGUUACACAAGCAUUGUGAUAUAUUCAAGAAGCAAAAAAGUGCCUCCAUCAUUUUAUUCAUUGUUGUUUUCUCUCUCUCUUCUCUCACGUUACCAUGUUGUGCGAUUCCUCGCCUCUCUCUGCCACGAUCUUGUUACUGUUCCACUUCUCUUAUUGUAAAAAUCAUUAAAAUGUUGAAAAAUCAUUUGCCGAUUCAGUCAGGUGAAUUAAUAAAGAAAGUACGGUGACA